CAAAUUGUUGUAAAUUUGUUUCUUAUUCAAGAAAGUUAAACAUAAUAUUCAUUCGAUAAAUUUAGAAGUAAUAUUAUAUCAUGAAUACAAUUUGUAGAGUGUAGUUACAAGUUAAAAUUAUUAUAUUGAAUGAUUUCAACUAAAUAUGAACUUAGGAGAAAUUUAGAUAAUGAUAGCCUUUAUAAAAGAAGGAGGGAAUAAGAUUUUAAUAUGGUGUAUAGAGUUGAAAAUGAACCAAACAUUAUUAAAAGAUAGGACAUUACAAUACAAAUGGCAAGAUUUUUUAAAAGAACGGUGCCUAAUCAGGUAUAAUCAUAAAAAUGAAUAUAAGAAAUCUAAUAAAAUUAGAAAUGAUCAGAAGGUUAAUAAAAGGAAGAAUAAUGAUACAGACCUGAUAAAGAUAUAGUAUUCUUACAUUAUUCAAUAUAUAGAUGGAUAUAUGUCAUAAAAAGGUAAUGUAAUAGAAGCUUUUAAAAUACUAUUAUAUAAAAGAGAAGGAAGAAAUAAAUAUAGUAAGAUAAAAUUAUACGUAAUACCUUAAUAAACUGAGAUUGGAUCAAUUAAAUGGAUAAAAUAAAUAAAUAGAAGAGUAAGAGAAUACUCAUGAGAAUACUUAACAUAUUUAAGGAGCAAUAUAGAAGUGAAACCAAAAGAAUCACUCAAUAUUUCAUAUGAAUCAAUUAAACAUUUCAAGAGCUUG
Paramecium sonneborni is the source of this 700-nucleotide messenger RNA. NCBI's taxonomy places the organism in Eukaryota, Ciliophora, Oligohymenophorea, Peniculida, Parameciidae. The record is from the annotation of a GenBank genome assembly.